AUGUUUACUAGAUAUUGGUGUAUAACAAUAUUUGUCAUUGGCUUUUUUGGACAUUCAUUAAAUUUAUGUAUAUUUACUCGUCGUACUCUUCGUUAUAAUCCAUGUGUUCGAUAUCUUAUGGCAUCAGCUAUUGGUGGUUAUCUGAUUAUUUUUAUUUUAAUUCCGAUACGCACCUUACAAUUCGGAUAUGGUUUGAGUUUAUUUCUUUCAUCGGAAAUAACGUGUAAAAUUAUGUCAUUUGUCUGUUCUUGGAUAAGAAUGUUAUCUUGUUGGUUUCUAGCGUUGGCAUCUGUUGAUCGAUUUUUUUGCAGUUCAACAUCGUCUACACUUCGUAGAUUGAGUUCGCUUCGUGUUUCAUUAUGGUUAAUUCCGUCAGUGACUAUAUUCAUUGGUAUAACACAAAUUCCGAUAUUGAUAUUUUUUAAAAUUAAUGCUCAACCAAGGAUAUGUCUUGGUCAACCAAAUUUAUUUCAAAAAGUAAAUGGAAUUUUGAUUAUCAUCAUGUGGAGUUUAAUUCCAUCGUUAGCAAUGCUUAUUUUUGGUUUUCUCACCGUACGUCAUAUUCGACAAUCAGCGCAGAGAGCUGCAGGUCACAAGAGUGGAAAUCGACGAAAGGUACGAAUUAAAACUGUUGAUAGACAAUUGAUUCAAAUAACUCUAACUCAAUCAAUACUUUUUGGAAUAACAUCAGCUACGGGUGCAAUUGGCGGAAUGUUCAAUAUUAUUGAUAAUGGAUCACGUAAAGAUCCACUGACAUUAGCUAAACAAAGUCUUACUGGAAAUAUACUUUCUUUUAUUGGUCUUCUUAGUCCAUGUAUAAGUUUCUAUAUAUGUACAUUAUCAAGUCAAUUAUUUCGACGUGAACUUAAAAAUAUAUUUUAUACCCAACAAUAA
Messenger RNA from Adineta steineri, 894 nucleotides. NCBI's taxonomy places the organism in Eukaryota, Metazoa, Rotifera, Eurotatoria, Adinetida, Adinetidae. The record is from the annotation of a GenBank genome assembly.